GUUUUACCAGGUGAGGUAUAACUUUGAGCUUUACUGUGUGUGUGAUUCAUGUCUGGUCCUGGUCCAUGAUUGCUCAUUUCUUGUUUCUCUACAGUACUUAAAACUUUUAUUUGAGGUUUUUUUUUUUUUUUAUUUGUUUGUUUUGUUUUAUGACUGGAGCAGUGACCGUCAUCUAUCCGUCAGCUAAGUGCUUUCAGCAUUUCAGACACUUUUUAAGAUGUCACUGCUGGGGUCUUUGCUUUUAGUUGCAGUGUCUGUUAUAUGCGCGGAGAGGGUGUAUUUUCACGGACCUCGUCCUGCCACAUGGGAUAAUGCUAGGCUUUACUGUCAGGCCUGUUACACAGACUUAACCACCAUCACCCUGGCAAAUGCAGAGGUCCUCGGUCUGAACCUUACCUCAGACUACUGGAUUGGCCUGCGCCAAAACAUGAGUGGUUCAAAAUUUUGGUCACGAUGGGCCAACGGUGAGCCUGUCCUCUACCAGAACUGGUAUCCUGGUCAUCCUGUCCCAAAGAAAAAGCCAGAGCCACAACCCACAUGUCCAACACCACCAGCAAUUAACAAUACAAAGACAGAGGUGAUGCAGUGCCCAGCCUUUGCGAAACUCUGUGAAUGUCUAAAUGCAUCUGGGGGCAAUGAUGAAGAUUUGAUUUUUGAAUCCACAACAAUGUUCAACACAACUAUUAACAGUACAGUGACGGGGAUGAUGUGGUGUCCAACUUUGGCAAAGCUCUGUGCCUGUCUAAAUUCAUCUGAGGACAAUGAAACUUCCAUUACAGAAUCCACAACGGUGUUCACCACCGUUACAAGCCCAACUCCUACAGUGCUUGUAACUACCAGCUCCCCUACAAGUACCACGAGUAAUGAUUUAGAGCCUGAAUAUAUUGAGGAUUCCUGCGUGGCCCUGCUCAGCUUUGGCAUGUGGCAGGAAAAACAGUGCAAUGAAUUCCUGCCCUACAUCUGCUAUGAUGAACGAUUUUAUGGUGAUGUGAACAUUUCCAACGUGAAUAAAACAGGAGGUAUGCUGACAUGGAGUGUGGCAGGCAUAAGUAUUUCUCACUACAGAGUAGAGAUCAAUGGGAAUUUCACAGCAAAUGUUACAAACGUGACAAGUUACCAGAUUAAAGACCUGGCUCCUGGAAGGUUGUACAGAGUGCAAAUAAUCCCUGUGAAGUGUUCCCGGGACCUCAAUGCUCAGAAUAUCUCCUUCUACACAUUGCCAGAGGAGAUCAUAAAUCUCCGCAAAGUGAGUGUGGAAACAAACGCAAUCAGGCUCAGUUGGAAAGCAUCAAGUGGAACUAAUGUAUCCUACUUAGUAAAUACUGAGCCAGGAGAUUCAAAACGACAUUGCUGUCCCGAGAAUUGCUCUAUAACCAGUCUACAACCAGGACAAAGAUACAAUUUCAUAGUUAAAGCUGUGGUCAAUGGAACUAUUUUUGGAGAGCCAGGCAACAUUCUUGCUUGCACCAAGCCUUCUAAAGUGAUGAACCUUACUUCUUCUAACAAUGCUAGUGACACCAUAACUGCAACGUGGGAUUCGCCUGAUAUCAAUAGCUUGCAAUACAGCUAUAACAUUACUUUGGUCAAUAUGACUAAAGAACAAGAUAUGUAUAUGAAGUACGAGAGAAACGGUUCUAAAACCACAACACUGUCCUCCCUCAUACCUGGUACUAAAUACAAAUUAAACGUGUCAGCAAGUGUUCUCCUUCCAGACUGCUUCGAGGAAGGAGAAGCAGCUUCCAUCACUGCCUACACCACACCAAUGCCAGUGAGCAACCUUCGACUGGACAGUACAGCUAACAGUAUUACUGCAACUUGGGACCAUUCAAAUGCACAUUUUGCUUGGUUCAAUGUGACUAUCUCUAGCUCCAUGAGUGCGGACAUCUUAUCUCCUACUGAACCUACAUACAGUCUGAAUUAUACUUUCACAUCUCUGAAAGCAGCAGCACUUUACACUGUUAGUGUCGUUACUUAUGUGAACAAAGACCUGAAUCCAAGCAGUGCAGUCACUAAAUCCAUUUUUACCAAACCGACUUCACCUGGUAAUGCCAGUGCACAAAUCUUAAACAAUACUGCAGUAUUUUUAAGUUGGGAAAUCCCGGCGGACUCAAAAGGGGUUAAAAACAUAUCUUACUCAGUGAAAUAUGUUUCUGAUUUUUGGUGUGAUCCUGGAAGCCUGAACUUAACUGGAAAUAACUCUGUCGUCAUUGGUGGAUUAAAAUCUGGCACCAAGUACACAUUUAACAUAACAGUCUGGGCUGGAGUGUUGGAGAGUCUUCCCUCUACUACCAUUGGAUUUACAAAGCCCGAAAUUAGAAAUGUAACCCUUACAAUGCUGUGUUCCUCUUCCACUCAACUUUACUGCAUGAACACCAGCACCACGGCAUAUGUCCUAGAAAAGCUGGAAAAUAGUGUUCGAGAAAAAUUUAAGGAUAAUGUUUUCUGGAACCUUACUUUGAGGGGCACAAAAUGAUAUAUAUGUAUAUAUAUAUCCAAGAAUGCACAAAAUAUGUUCCGAAUGUACACAACACAAUAAUUUUUGCUUCUCUAAUGUCAGUUUCAUGUUUUCAGUGUCUUACAUUUAUUGAAGCAUAUUGGUAUAAUCAUUUAUGUACCUGCAUUUAUCUACCUACAUUUAUGUAUCUACUCAUAAUAUAAGCUUCAUAUUUGUUACAGGGCAUAACCAUAUAAGUCUCUCAUAAUUACAUAGUAAGCAUUAUUCAUUCUCAUAGAUUAAAUAAUCAAAGAAUCAUGUAACUGAUUGUACUUUAUAAACUUAUUGAAACCUAGUGGAAUGGGGCUCUUUCAAUAAAG
Molecule: messenger RNA, 2814 nt
Organism: Pangasianodon hypophthalmus (striped catfish)
Lineage: Eukaryota; Metazoa; Chordata; Actinopteri; Siluriformes; Pangasiidae
Product: receptor-type tyrosine-protein phosphatase eta
Exons: 9
Coding region: 218-2473 (751 amino acids)
Molecular function (GO): protein binding
Source: RefSeq, a predicted model, not a curated record